AUGCAUCUUCGUAUUGCGGCCGUCCAGACCACGGCGGUGGUGGGCCAGGUCAAAAGUAACAUGGCUAAUAUUUCCAAACUAGUGGCUCUGUCCAUCGCACGUACUCCAGUGGACAUUCUUCUUCUUCCAGAAUUGGCAUUGACAGGUUACAAUUUCAAGUCGCCUGGUGCAAUUGAACCGUUUUUGGAGCCAACGGCGGCCGGAACGUCGACGGAAUUUGCUCGAUCAUUAUCAAAAAAGUACAAUUGUUUCACAUUAAUCGGAUACCCUGAAAAGGAAAAAUCCAUCACAUACAAUGCUGCUGUUUUUACAUCUCCCGCUGGUGAUGUGUUACACCAUUAUCGAAAGUGCCAUUUGUACGAAACAGACGAAGUAUGGGGCUGUUCGGAGAACCCAGGACCCAAGUUUGAACUGUUCAAAUUUGUAGCCGAUAAAGAAUACUACCAUGGCCAAAAAGACCCUCAUGAAAAACUUCCCACUAUCACCGCUUCUACCGGUAUUUGCAUGGAUUUGAACCCUUACAAGUUCGAGGCGCCGUUCACAGCGUUUGAAAUGGCUCGUUCUUGUCUUGCCAAUGGGGUAAGUCUCAUUCUCUGUCCCAUGGCAUGGCUCUCCAUUACCGCAGUAGGAGGUACCAACCGCCAUCCCAACCAGCCCGAGACUGAUACAGUAGGAUACUGGAUCCAGCGAUUUUCGCCGUUGGUAGAGCUGGAACAUCCAGUAGCUGUGGUGACAUGCAACAGAGUUGGUCAGGAAGAUAAUCUUCUUUUUGCUGGUUCUUCAGCAGCAUUUACAUUUGAGGGAAAACGAAACCCAACCAAUCCAGUGAAAAUUGCCGGAGCUCUUCCCUGUGACCAGCCAGCAGUGCGGGUGUUUGAGAUGGAAGUGGCAGAGACAUACGAAACUCAAGAAAAGUGA
Molecule: messenger RNA, 918 nt
Organism: Meyerozyma guilliermondii ATCC 6260
Lineage: Eukaryota; Fungi; Ascomycota; Pichiomycetes; Serinales; Debaryomycetaceae
Product: amidase
Exons: 1
Coding region: 1-918 (305 amino acids)
Biological process (GO): protein catabolic process
Molecular function (GO): protein-N-terminal glutamine amidohydrolase activity; protein-N-terminal asparagine amidohydrolase activity
Source: RefSeq, a predicted model, not a curated record